GGAUAAUGUGGAAUGGAGUGAACCAUAUAAGGCUUGAGCUCUGCACUGAUGAGUCUCUGGUUCAACCAACGAUCCAUUUCCUGUAAGUGUAUUGCUGCUGAGACUUUUAAUAGAUAAAGUUACAAUGGUGAUGUGAUUAUAUCUGAUCACAGACUUUGCCAUUUUAACAUCCAGGGACGUUUAUGUGCGUAGUCUAUGGAUUAUUCACACCAAACAUCUCAUCACCAGGGUUGCUAUGUUCAACGUGACGCUCAUGACAUCAGUCUCACCACCAGCCACGCAAUCACGCGUCGUGCUUCUAUUUUUACCCUAAAAAGCUGUGUUUGAACCGGAAUGCGGCAGCGGUGCUUCACACUCGCUCAGAGGAGACGAUGUAAAUAGCAGCAGGGAGAAAGUGUCUUUCCUUUCCCAGAGCUGCCCGUCAUAUGUCAGCGCGCAAUUGCGCAUUAGCCAGGAAACCCAGAGAUGUGAGACCAGUGGCACAAGGAGGGUGCGUGAAAAGCACCGCAGCGCCUGCACGAGAACAAACCUCCCGCUGUGACCCCGAUCUGAACUGGACCUGCACAUUUUCCUCAUGAUGCCCAGGUGAGCAUUUCUCCACAUGAGGCACCCCCCCCCCCCACCCCCCUGCGACCUGGACGCUGCUGGAGGCACCGCCGCGUUUAGUGGAGACAUUUGGCGCCUGAGGAUGAUGACUGUGUGUUGGACUCACAUAUUCUGCAGCGACGGCCACUCACGGUGACAGUUCGCGUCGGGACAUGAGCUCAUGAGGAGUCUGGGUAUUUGAGAGGAGGCACCAUGGACGCAGCGGACGUGGUCGCUUCCGUGUUGGUUUUGGGGACGAUCUUCGUGUCGCUGCUGUCCAACGUCGUGGUGCUGAUCUGCUUUCUCUACAACCCGGAGAUCCGCAAGCAGGUGCCGGGACUGUUCAUCCUCAACCUGACGUUCUGCAACCUGUUGCUGAGCGUGUCCAACAUGCCCCUGACUCUGGUGGGGCUCAUCACCACGGGCCACCCCGGAGGCAGCGUCUUCUGCCAGGUCGUGGGCUUCCUGGACACUUUCCUCACCACCAACUCGAUGCUGAGCAUGGCAGCGCUCAGCAUCGACAGAUGGUUGGCGGUGGUGUUCCCGCUGAGCUACCACUCCAGGAUGCGCCACCGGGAUGCGGUGGUAGUGCUGGUUUACACGUGGACACACUCGCUCUGCUUCUCCAUAGUGGCCAGCUGCAGAUCCUGGGUCGGGUACCACCACCUUUACGCGUCAUGCACCCUGUGCAACGUCAGGGCGAAGGGAGCCGGGGAGCAGUUCAUCAUCUUCACCGUGGCUCUGCACUCUCUCACCUUCCUCCUGACGCUGGUCGUGAUGUGUGUGACUUACAUGAAAGUGCUGAAAGUAGCGAGGUUCCACUGUAAACGGAUCGACGUGAUCACUAUGCAGACGCUGGUGCUGCUGGUGGACAUUCUCCCCAGUGUGCGCCAGAGAUGCUUGGAUGAGCAGAGGCGGAGGAGGCAGAGGGCCACCAAGAAGAUCAGUACGUUCAUCGGCACAUUCGUGGUCUGCUUCAGCCCUUAUGUCAUUACGAGAAUUGUGGAGCUCUUCUGCCCAGGGCCCAUCAGCCCUCACUGGGGUGUGCUGUCCAAAUGUUUGGCCUACAGCAAGGCAGCGAGUGACCCAUUUGUCUACUCACUGCUGCGCCACCAGUACAGGAAGACCUGCAGCCUCCUGGCCAACAAGGUCCUCAAGAGGAGUCCGCUCAACUCCUCCUCCAUCAGGAUGGAGAACAACGUAGGGAGGAGCCACAAUAAUGUCAGCGCAAGCACCAACACCCAGCCACCUGCCAACAAGCCACAGUGAAGGCUAUCACUUUCAGAGAGAGUUAGGGUGUGAUGCUGAGCUAAAGGUUAUCUCAGAGGUUCAGAGGGGAGUGUGACUGUGGAUUGACCUCUGUGAGUGAGUUCAUUCAUGAUUACUCGUCCAAGGACAAUAGGGAAGUACGUUGCAUUCACUCGAGCUCUGUUUCUCCUGAAUUAACAACUGAAUUAUUUAGUUAAUUCAGAAAAACUGCAGAUUCUCUUUUUUUUUUAAAGAAAAUGUUAGCGUUAGUUGGGAAAAUCAGACCUCUUUUUCCUGAAUUAAGGAAAUAUUUUUCACUUAAUAUACAGCAACAACCGGAGCAUCCAUGCUGAUGAGUGCUUCUUGCCGGAUUUUGAGGUUUGAUUUCUUUGUUAUUUUAUUAAUUCAUUAACUAAUUAAGACAAAUAAGUUGAUAAUUCAUUUGAAUGCCAUACCCUUCCAUAGGACAAGGCUGAAUAUUCUGCAUUUUUCUUCCUGUCAAAAAAAUCCUGUGCAAAGUCCUGAAUCAACAGUGUGUUAAUCCGUCUUUUAAUACUUUCUGAAUUUCCUGUGGCAUUCUGCAUCGUACUUGCUUGGAGGACAUAAGUCUUAAAAGUAGGCCACAAAUACAAAGUUUCAAAUAGCUGCGUUUUGCAGAUUUUUGCAAUUGUUCCUCAAACAGGAGUUAAAAAAAGAUUUGAGGCAGCAGUACUGUGAAAAUGUGAUUAAUAUUUUUUUUUUUUAAAGAUAAAAGAUAAAGAUAAAGUAGCUUUAUUGUCAAUUCCUUAACAUGUUCAGAACAUACACUGGAAUCGAUACGACGUUUCCCACUCUCCCACAGUGAAACAUAUAAAGUGCACAUGCACAACAGAUAACACAAGACAUUUCCUAAUACUAAGUAAACAUACCGAAUUUUUUAGUACAGCAGCAUAAGGUUCUCUAAAAGUGUAAAAUUAGCAGUGAUUAAAGUGAUAAAGUGCAAACAGUACAAGAGACAGUUUGUUGCAGAAGUAAACAUACAGAUUUUUUAGUACAGCAUAGACGGCAUAUAAGGUGACUGCUCCAUAAUAGUGAAGCCAGGUGGCUGGCAUUAGUGGAGGUUAUAAAUCCUGAUUCCUCCAUGUUAGCAGAAGGGACAACUACAAAGUCAGUCAGUAUACGUCAAAUAUUUUUUCUUAAAUAUGGUUUCUGAAAUUCUAGGCAGUUAUAAUCCCACUGGUGUUCAUUCAUCUGUUAAAUUUGUUUUUAAUUAAUUAUUUGAUUCUCAAACGUGGAGAAACGUCAUGACAGGUCGAGUCCAUGUACUGGUGGGACUUUGCCUCAACGGCUCCAUCAACUGCCCUGACUCUGGUACCAAAUGUGCAAGAUGGCAGCAUACGUAUCCGGAACAUUUCAAGUAGAGACGUGUGUUUUUUCAUAAUAUACAGUUUAUGGGAUUAAGGAAAAAAUAGCUUAAGUGUCCAUGUAGCACCCGUUGAAAUGAUGCAGCUCCUCUGUGAUUUUAAAGUGUCUGGAUGACAGUGGGUACAGACUGACUGUGGAACAGGAGAAUUUCAGUUAAUUUGGGCGUAAAAAGAAAUACGGUGGAGCAAUAUGAUGAAAAAUCCAGAGUACGUCAUAUCCACAAAUUAUAACUUAUUUCUAUAAACAGAUUGUGCAUUUUAAUGUGAGAUUUCUAGUUGACCAAUAACGUUUCAGCAGGCUUUGGAAGCCCCAGAAUAUCGUCCGUUACUGUUAAAGCUUUGAUGAAAUCAGUAACAUGAGUAUUAACAUCAUUACUGCACAGCUCUAUAUAAUCUAUAGGUCUUAAAACCAUCACAGACACAGUGUAAGAGCUUUUGAAUCCCACUUGAACUGAAUUUCAUGAAAUUCAAGCAUUACCUCUGACCUCAUCGCUGAUUCUCUACCUGGAUGAAGAGCUGAAUGUUUUCAAGGAAUGACUCAAAACGUACGAUGAUUUUAACAGUAUGCUGUAAAGGGGGGGGAGGGGGGUUCACCUCACCCACUGUAUUCAGACUGUAUGUUGUAGCUCUGAGGCCUGACUUCGAAAGUGCCUUUUAGACGAUAUAAUCUCUCCCAUCGAAUCAAAACACAACAUAGGAAACCCUCACAUUCUGUCCUUUAUAUUCUGUGGUGUUGUUAGGUGUGAUGAUAGAGCCUGUUGUGGUCACAUUGUGGGAACAUUUUGAAUAGUGUGUAUGUUCUAUUACCUCCACAUUGUAUUAAUGCAUCUGGCAAAACAGGGUGAAAUAUUAUUUGAAUGUCGUAGCCACUGUUUAGUGAUGUGUUAGUAACAUUCCAGCUCAUGAUGUGUGAGCGGCUGAAAAUGAUUCAUCUUGACAACAGUGCAAAUCAGGUGGUUGUACUUUUACUUUACUGUGACAGUAUAUGAGGCCUUUAAAAGGCAGAAAUCUAUUUAUUUUUGUCUAAACUGUGUCAGAUUUUGCUAAAUAUGUUUGUGAUGAUAUUGAAAUAAAUGCUGUGCAUUUUGAUAUUUUAA
Pleuronectes platessa (European plaice) is the source of this 4333-nucleotide messenger RNA. Its product is annotated as G-protein coupled receptor 26. Lineage: Eukaryota; Metazoa; Chordata; Actinopteri; Pleuronectiformes; Pleuronectidae. The coding region runs from base 799 to 1854 and encodes 351 amino acids. Gene Ontology annotation, biological process: adenylate cyclase-activating G protein-coupled receptor signaling pathway. The record is from RefSeq and is a predicted model, not a curated record. Gene Ontology annotation, cellular component: membrane. Gene Ontology annotation, molecular function: G protein-coupled receptor activity. The transcript has 3 exons.